Messenger RNA from Diabrotica virgifera virgifera (western corn rootworm), 543 nucleotides. Its product is annotated as venom peptide HsVx1-like. NCBI's taxonomy places the organism in Eukaryota, Metazoa, Arthropoda, Insecta, Coleoptera, Chrysomelidae. The transcript has 4 exons. The coding region runs from base 182 to 451 and encodes 89 amino acids. The record is from RefSeq and is a predicted model, not a curated record.
AUUUUAUUAACAUAUAUGUUAUCCUUCAUAAUUAUAUUUAUUUUUACGAGACUCGGAUUUGUAACACCGGCGAUUCUGUGACUAUAAAAUAAAUAAUAUUGGUAAGAUCUCUUUUAAAAUUGAUUGUGCAUCAAAACAAAUAAUACCAUCGCUUCUACAAAAGUUCCAGCUUAUUUUCAAGAUGAAAGUUGUUGCUCUUUGCCUCUUCUGUGUAACAGUUACCGUAUAUGCAGUUACUGAAUGUCCCAGUUACCACGGAGUUGGAGUUUUAAAGGUAGGAGAAGAAAAAACUGUCCCAGGAACAUGUACUCUGGCCAUUUGUAAUGAAGAUGGAGGUAUUUCCAAAAAAGCAUGUUCUGAAUUUAUUGAACCUCCUAAUUGUGAAUACGUUCCAGAAGACUUAUCAAAACCAUAUCCAGAAUGUUGUCCAACGUUUAGGUGUCCCUUAUAGUGACAAAAUUACAAUUUAAAUCACUUUUAUAAUUGUAAAUUUGAAACAAUAUAUAUUUUUACUGCAACAAAAAAAAACUUAUUUAUUUCUUU